AUGAUUUUGUUUGCAGCUUUUCGCAGUGAAAGAUUGAGAUCUACUAUUGUUAUCCCAGAAUUGGUAAAAAUAGUUUUUGAGCAAAUUUCACUCAUGAACAAGAAAGACCUUUUCCAUUUCUUCUUCAAUUCGAAUUUUCCAAUAACUGCGGCAAAAACAGGUGCAACUGAAAUUUUAAGAAUGUGUAUUUCAACUUAUCCGGAUCAGCUUUGGUUUCCUCGCGAAGGGAGAAACAUACUUCAGUUAGCGAUCGAAAACAGACAAGAAAAAACCUUCAGUUACUUAUACGGUCACAUGAACGCAGAUGAGAAGAUUUUAACUACUCGCAUAGUAGAUCCAAACGGCGGUAAUAUUCUACAUGUUGCUGCAAAAAUUGUGCCUUCUUUCCGAGUAAACAGUAGCCCUGUUUUUCAAAUGCAAACGGAGAUUGAUUGGUUUAAGAAAGUGGCAAGGAGGGUACCGCCUGAAAAAAUGACAAAUGAUCAAGGAGAAACUCCUAUAGAAGUUUUCACUCGAGAGCACAAGGAUUUAGUGAAAAAAGCAGAGGCAUACACGAUACGUACAGCCGAAUCUUGUCUAAUAGUGGCCGCUCUGGUAGCCACAGUUACUUUUGCCGCAGCAUUCACAGUACCGGGUGGAAAUUACAGUGACGAUGAUGCAACUAACAAAGGAAAGCCAAUAUUCUUGGGGAAGAAGUCAUUCCUUUUAUUCAUGGUGGUAGAUGCUCUAGCUCCCUUUUCUUCAACUUUCUCAAUUCAAGUCUUCUUAACCCUCUUCCUUGGGGGUUAUGCAGAAGCACAUUUUGACUACUUGGUGCCGCAGAAGCUGGAGAUCGGUCUUUUCUCUCUAAGAAUAUCAAAAUUAGAAUUUGGAGAAACCCCGGGUGUUUCUCCUUUCCCUCUCUCCUCUAAGCAAUUUCCGGCGAGAAGUAGUGGACAUUCUGGAGAGCUCCGGUAA
Messenger RNA from Papaver somniferum (opium poppy), 957 nucleotides. Its product is annotated as protein ACCELERATED CELL DEATH 6-like. The transcript has 3 exons. Bases 1 to 957 code for a protein of 318 amino acids. The record is from RefSeq and is a predicted model, not a curated record. NCBI's taxonomy places the organism in Eukaryota, Viridiplantae, Streptophyta, Magnoliopsida, Ranunculales, Papaveraceae.